AUGUUGAAGAAUCUCAUUCUUGUGGCAUCAAGCAAAUUCAUCCGUUACUUCUUCCUUGCCAGUCUGUCAUCAGCAACCACAUUCAAUGGCCAUAGCUCAAGGAUUACAAGUACCAGAUUGUUACCAAAUCAAGUAUCAAUCAGAAUAAAAUACAAAAUCAUUAGAACGUACGUUACGGCACCGAAGUAUUUGGUAAUAACAGCAAAAUGGUGUGAAAAGACCGAUGUGCAGUUUUCUGUAGAAGAUAAUAUUAAAUUUACGUACUAUGUAAGUUACGCUUCACGCCAAUUCGCUAGGACAAAUAUUUUUUACUUCUCUAAAUUGUGUUCAACUACCACCCCUUACCACACCGCUAUUCCAUGCCUCUUCGCAGGGAUCGACCGAAUUGUAUUGCAAAAGGGCUGUGCUGAAAAAGAGCAAAUUUAGUUUACACCAUUUUUGCAGUUAAAAUAAUUAGAUAGGAAGGAAGGUGGAAGUGCAAAAUAAA
Vavraia culicis subsp. floridensis is the source of this 487-nucleotide messenger RNA. RefSeq lists its product as uncharacterized. The record is from RefSeq and is a predicted model, not a curated record. Lineage: Eukaryota; Fungi; Microsporidia; Pleistophoridae. The transcript has a single exon. The coding region runs from base 1 to 426 and encodes 141 amino acids.